Varanus komodoensis (Komodo dragon) is the source of this 1437-nucleotide messenger RNA. It is a transcript of the gene MSC, whose product is annotated as musculin. Lineage: Eukaryota; Metazoa; Chordata; Lepidosauria; Squamata; Varanidae. The record is from RefSeq and is a predicted model, not a curated record. Gene Ontology annotation, biological process: regulation of transcription by RNA polymerase II; skeletal muscle tissue development. Gene Ontology annotation, molecular function: RNA polymerase II transcription regulatory region sequence-specific DNA binding; DNA-binding transcription factor activity, RNA polymerase II-specific; protein dimerization activity. Bases 1 to 615 code for a protein of 204 amino acids. The transcript is spliced from 2 exons.
AUGUCUACAGGCUCCCCGAGCGACUCCGAGGAGCUGCCGGAGAUGGAUCUGGGAGGGCUGCAGCUGGACUACCCCGCGCCGCCCCGCUCCAAGCGACGUCCGCGAGGCGAGCCCUGCCCCUCGCUGGAGAACUCCUCGGCGGCCGAGGAAGACGACGACGACGAGGACGACGAGGAGGACGACGACGAGGCCGCGGCGCGCGGCGGCAAGAGGAAGAAGCGAGCGCGGGGGGGCGCUGAGGCGGGCGGCGGCAAGAGGCCGGCGGCGGCGGCGGCGGCGCGGAGCGCGGUCGCGGCGGCCGAGUGCAAGCAGACGCAGCGCAACGCCGCCAACGCGCGCGAGCGAGCCCGCAUGCGCGUGCUGAGCAAGGCGUUCUCGCGCCUGAAGACCAGCCUGCCGUGGGUGCCGCCCGACACCAAGCUCUCCAAGCUGGACACGCUGCGCCUCGCCUCCAGCUACAUCGCGCACCUGCGCCAGCUGCUGCAGGAGGACCGCUACGAGAAGGGCUACGCGCACCCGGUCAACCUGACAUGGCCCUUUGUGGUUUCAGGAAGACCAGAAUCCGACACCAAAGAAGUUUCAACAGCCAACAGAUUGUGUGGGACUACAGCUUAGUGAAAGUAAGCGAUACUCAUGCUGGAUAUGCCCCCCAACCACACAGACUGCUAUGGACUGAAAAAAGUGGUGUAAAGAAAUAAAUUUUGUUAAAUGUUUAAACCCUAUCCUUAUUCAUCGGGAAAGAAAAACGUAUUUUAAACAUAUAAUGAAUGAGGAAAAACGGUUUACUGAAUUUGCUGCUUCAGCUAAAAUGAUGUGUUUGGAAAGGUCUUUUUUUGCAUCAUUACUUCCAUUAAGAACUGGUCUUGAAGCUUUUUCACUAACUGAAGAUAUACAAGAGGAUAAUUUUAAUAGAAUUAACAGCAUGGACCAAAGUAUAGAUUGUACAAGCUAACCCCGAACAGUGUUGUUUGUGUACCAAAGGAAAUUGGUAUUCUAGACUAGUUUUAAAUUCAAAUUUAUAAUAUAUUUGAUUUUAUGUUCUUGGCAGCUAUGCAAUAGUAAGACUACUUUCAUCAUCUUAGUCAACUUAAAACUAAACCUAAAGACACAAAGAUAGUAUCCAGUUGCACCUUCACAGCCUGCUCCUCAAUUGCAUUAAAUCGAAUUACUUGGAUUUGAGCUGCACAUAUACAUUCCCAUUGAUAUUGCUGGGCUUGCUUAAAUGAAAGUUCCAGGCAAGAAGCCAUGGAUCAAAAUCAUAGAUAAUGUCUUGUUGAGCUGGGGCUGUUGGUAAUAUUUUUAUGCAAGAGGGGAAGUGCAGAGAAUUUUCAUGGGCACAUUCCACAAAGAUGCAUGAAGUUUCCUCAACCUGAAUUGGGAAGCCUAUUUACUUGAGACUGUGGAUGAUGUGUUAUACAAGAAGGUGGUAUUUUAUGA